Molecule: messenger RNA, 1143 nt
Organism: Aspergillus tanneri
Lineage: Eukaryota; Fungi; Ascomycota; Eurotiomycetes; Eurotiales; Aspergillaceae
Product: RCC1 domain-containing protein
Exons: 1
Coding region: 1-1143 (380 amino acids)
Source: RefSeq, a predicted model, not a curated record
AUGCCACUGCUUGCAUUCGGCUCAAACGGAUCCGGCCAAUUAGGCAUUGGGCACAUUGAAGAUGUCUCUGUCCCAACAAGAUGUUUGUUUGACGAGCAAGAACAGAAAUCUUCAUCUUUAGGUGAUGGCGAUAAAUCACCAAAUGAUGUUCUACGUAUUACCGCAGGAGGGAACCACACACUUAUAUUGUUCGCUGAUAGAACCGUGUACGCCACAGGGUGUAACGAGGAUGGGAGAUGCGGCCAAAACACGUCCCACAGAUCACUGCUCAGAUUUCGGCGGGUGAUUAUCGAUGACACCUCGACUGGGCAUUCGUAUGAUACUUUCAAGGACGUCUCAGCAACGUGGGAGGGCACGUUUCUAGUCCCAUUCCGCGGUGCAGAUGAAGCCGACGCUGUGUUUGUGCUUGGAUCAGGAGCGAAGGGGGAACUGGGACUCGGUCCGGGAUGCGUACAGACCACUGUGCCGAAGAGGAUUCCGGAUUUCCCCCCACCAGGGGCGAAGAUUGUGUCGAUUUCGAGCGGCAUGGGACAUACCAUUGCUGUUCUCUCAAGUGGGGAGGUGUAUGGGUGGGGUGGGGCAAGGAAAGGUCAACUUGGAGACUCUGCCGCGGAACAUAAAAUUGUAUGGACGCCGUUGAAGAUAAACAAUGUGCCUUUCUACGCAACGGGGGCUACUUGUGGUCGUGAAUUUACGGUUGUGACUGGAAAUCAAGCCAUAGGAGAAAUUGCUGUUCUUGGGGCAUUUGGGGACAGGUGGAAUAUUCUGUCUGGUAUUCCUCCUGCAGGAGAUUUCUUGAUGGGGUAUCGUGGUGUAUUUGCUAGUUGGCAUGGCAUCUAUGUACAUCAGAGAGAUUCUUCUGUUGUCUCUUGGGGUCGAAAUGAUCGCGGUCAGCUUCCCCCUGCCGAUCUACCGAAAUCUAGGAGAAUCGCUGUUGGAAGUGAACACGCGCUUGCUCUUCUGGGCGAUCGGAGUGUUGUGGCUUUUGGCUGGGGAGAACAUGGCAAUUGCGGUCCUAGUACCGACACACAAGGAAAUGUUAAAGGGGAAUACAGACAGAUCCCAUUGCCAGGUGAAGGGGAUGCCGCAGUAGUUGAGAUCGGCGCAGGUUGUGCGACCAGUUGGAUCAUUACCAGCAGGUGA